AUGGCUGGACGAUACUCGGCAGAAUUCCUGCUGCAUCUGCGCCAGUCGCCCCUAUGCGUCAAGCCUCCGAACCUUCCCCCUCCCGAGGAGUGGAUGGGACCACCUCCCGACACAAACCGCAAUCAGCAAAAGACAACAAAUGACCGCCCCAAAGGCGGGGAAGGGGCGCUCGUGAACCAGGAGAACAGGCGCCCGCCUCAUGACCGCAAUGGAUCCAGAAAUGCAUCGAACCCGGACGAACUCAUCCUCGGGCCCCCAAGGACGAGCUUCGCAUCUGCAUCCGCCACCUCAAUACGCAACCCCCGGACUGGCGACUCGGAGAAGGGGUUUAGGGACUUUGACAGACAGGAUCGUACCGACCGCUUCAAUUUCCGCAACCGCACCAGCGACUCGGAGAAUGCCGGCGACAGGUUUGGUAGAGACUUGAGAGACGGCCGAAACAAUGGCUUUCGGCGACGCAACGACCAGGACCAAGACAGUGAGGGCUGGAGCACCGUGAAACCGCGCAAGAGCUUUGGCCAUGAAGGCGCCGAACGCUUCCACGGCCGCAUGGGUGGCGUCGGCGCCAGCGACCGAUUUGGCGGCCGGGAAGACAAUCGACGGUUACGGGAUCGGGACGACCGUGAAGUCGGAGACCGUCGCACCCGCAAUUUCGACAAUCGCUCGCGAGAUUUCGAGGGUGAGGAACCUGAGACCCCGCGCAGAAAUGGACUGCAGCGGGGCAAGUCGGAAUCUUGGUUCAGGGACAAUGCGACCAGUGGCGGCAAUGAUGCUCCUCCAAUGUCUCAGCGGGAGCGAAUCGACAGGGCCAAGAGCUGGCGCGAACGGGAUCUCGACGACAAGCCCGCCGACAGGUAUGGCGAUCGAAACGACCGAAACUAUGAGCGAAGGUGGGAUCGUGAUCGCCAUGCCCGUGUUGAGAAUGACCCAGAGUGGCUGGAUGAACCCCUCGAGGAGAAGGCCCAGGGACAUACUGAGGAAGACUUUAAGAAGUUCAUGGAAACCAUGAAGGCGGCCAAGGGAGGUGGUGCCCCGAAGCCGGAAGAGAAGCCCAGCACGGCAUUCGACGGGCCACCUGCCGAAGCAGCUGCUGGGAUGGACCACAAAGUUGUCUCAGCGCCUGCCAUAGAACAGGGACCUGACAAGUUUUUUGCCGCUUAUAGCUCUGGCCUUGAUGUCGGGACACCCAGUGCCGAGGUUAAAGACGCCGCCAAACCGAAGACAGGAAAGUCCUCGCGCUUCAUGGCAUUCUUGGCUCCCCAGGAGGAUAGCCGAGCAAAGACGGAACCGCCAACGCCUGCAGCGGGAGUCCAGCCCGGUGAAAAGCCUAGUUCGUCUCAGCAGAGCGACGCCGAUAAGGAGGCGUUUGCGCUUCUCAUCCAAAAGCUUCAGCGGUCAGGGUUUGGAUCGGCCAUGCAGUCGAGCGGGCCGCCGACCCAGCCAACUUCCGGCAAGUAUCCCGAGCCGUCUCCUUUUCAAGAAAUGCAGCACAAAAGCGCCGUUGCGUCCCCAGAGCCAUUCUUCCAGUAUGGCAGCAGCGAUAGGCGCGACGACCCCCGCACACGUAAUUCGCAACUCUCGAUGCACGAUAUUCUCUCUCCCAGGCCAGUCGGUCUCCCAGGGCCGCCGACCCCAGGUACCCGGCCGGAGCAAGCCUUGCAGGAUCUUCUCGCCCAGCGGCACCACCUUCCCAGCCAGCCGAGCACGCGCGCCGAGCAGCAGAAUCUCACUGCUGUCACCCGUAACAGGGACUUUCUGGUGGGUCUCAUGCAGAGCCACCGCGACGCGCCCGAACCGCCACGCACAGAGCAGCUCCUCCUCCGCAUACCGCAGCCCACCAAGCAGGUGUCGCUUGCCAACGUGCCGGAUCGCGAGCAAGACUAUCCCCGCGAGCGGAGCGCCUCCCAGCGGCAGCUACGCGGUUCAGGCGGCCCGCCAGGCUUCCUUGACGACAACCAGUUCCACCCAGGAGACGUCGACACCCGUCCGCCGCAGCCAACGCAAAUCCUGCAGCGCCCACCGCCUCCCCCAGGACUGGACCACCAGAUGCAUCCCUUCCACAUGGGCGGAGUCAACCCCACCGCUGCAGCUGCGACGGCUGGUGCUGCAGGCCAUAUGCCCCCACCUCAGCGCCCCAUGAUCCCACCUCCCGGCCUCAUUAACAACGGACCGCGCAACGUCCCCAUGCCAGGCAUGUUCCCACCCAACUUUCCGCCCCCGCACAGUCAUGGCGGGCCUGUUGGACCGCCGGGUAACUUCCCUCCCGGGCCGCCCCCGCCUCCAGAUGGCAUGGCCGGCCCGCCUCCGUUGCCUGGUCCGCCCCGCUCGAUGCAGCCGCCUCCGGGCUUCUUUGGCGGACCGCCCCCGCCGGGGUUCAUGCCCCCUCCUGGAAUGGGUGGUGGUGCCGGCGGGUUCCAACAGGGAUUGGACGGACCGCCGAAUGCGGGAACCAUACCUGGCGGUCACAGCGGCAUGCCUGGGUUUGGCGGCAUGCCUAGCCCGUUUGAGAGGUUGGAGCGCAUGGGCGGCAUGGAUAGGCGCGGGAUGAUGCCGCCUCCGGGGGCGUACAGGGGCCCAUGA
Parathielavia appendiculata is the source of this 2580-nucleotide messenger RNA. RefSeq lists its product as uncharacterized. Bases 1 to 2580 code for a protein of 859 amino acids. Gene Ontology annotation, biological process: actin filament polymerization. Gene Ontology annotation, cellular component: actin filament. Lineage: Eukaryota; Fungi; Ascomycota; Sordariomycetes; Sordariales; Chaetomiaceae. The transcript has 3 exons. The record is from RefSeq and is a predicted model, not a curated record.